UACAGCUGGGGACGAGGGAGCCGUCGGAUCUACGCUCAGUACCUGCACCGCACUCCCCUUGUCUGGUGGGGGCUGAGCUGCUCUUUCGCCAAAGAUGCCCCGUUAUGAGUUGGCUUUGAUCCUGAAAGCCAUGCAGAGGGGUUGGUACAGUAGGCCUCACUAGACUUAGCUGCAACUAAGAAUUUCUCCUACAUCAACAAAGUUAAUGAUGGUGCUCUUGUGGAUUGGAGAAUAAAAGUGCACACUAAGUAUUUAAGAAGCGGAAAAAAACACAUUUUAUCUUCUCAUAUUUAUACUGCAUCCACUGCUAUCAAGACAGCAAACCAAAGGACAGAUUUUGACCCACAGUGCUUGUAAAACUAAACUGAUUUAUCUUACUAAGGCUCGGGGUUUGUGACCUGGACAUCAGCUUUUGGAAGUUACUUGUUUUACAAAAAUGAGGGCGGCUUUGCAACCAGCAGACAUUGCCAUUGUGGCGCUCUAUUUUGUGCUUGUUUUGUGCAUAGGCUUUUUUGCCAUGUGGAAAUACAAUCGAAGCACUGUAAGUGGGUACUUCCUUGCAGGGCGAUCUAUGACAUGGGUUGCAAUUGGUGCUUCUUUGUUUGUAAGCAACAUCGGAAGUGAACACUUCAUUGGGCUUGCAGGAUCUGGAGCAGCAAGCGGAUUUGCCGUGGGGGCAUGGGAAUUCAAUGCCUUAAUGCUUUUGCAACUCCUGGGAUGGAUCUUUGUUCCGGUCUACAUACAAUCUGGAAUAUACACCAUGCCUGGGUACUUAUCCAAACGCUUUGGAGGGCACAGGAUUCAAGUAUAUUUUGCUGUUUUGUCUCUAAUUCUCUAUAUCUUCACCAAACUCUCAGUAGAUUUGUAUUCAGGAGCCUUGUUCAUUCAAGAGUCAUUGGGCUGGAAUAUUUAUCUAUCAGUUACACUUUUGAUUGGAAUGACUGCAUUGUUGACAGUGACUGGAGGUCUUGUAGCAGUUAUCUACACAGACACAGUUCAAGCUUUGCUUAUGAUUAUUGGUGCCUUCACACUUAUGAUCAUAAGUAUUACAGAAGUGGGUGGGUUUGAAGAGGUUAAACGAAGAUAUAUGUUGGCAAAACCAAAUAUUACAUCGAUUUUAUUGAUACAUAAUCUUUCCAAUACUAAUCACUGCAAUGUUGACCCAAAACCUGAUGCACUGAAAAUGUUACGUGAACCAACUGAUGAAGAUAUUCCUUGGCCUGGUUUCAUUUUGGGACAGACUCCAGCUUCUGUAUGGUACUGGUGUGCAGACCAAGUAAUUGUCCAGAGAGUGUUAGCAGCAAAAAAUAUUGCUCAUGCCAAAGGAUCCACUCUGAUGGCAGGUUUUUUAAAACUCUUACCUAUGUUCCUUAUAGUUGUUCCGGGAAUGAUAUCACGGAUUUUGUUUGCAGAUGAUAUUGCAUGCAUCAAUCCAGAACAUUGUAUGAAAGUUUGUGGAAGCAGAGCUGGAUGCUCUAACAUUGCCUAUCCGCGUUUGGUAAUGAAUCUUGUUCCUGUUGGUCUGCGGGGCCUUAUGAUGGCUGUAAUGAUUGCUGCACUAAUGAGUGAUUUGGAUUCUAUAUUUAACAGUGCCAGUACCAUCUUUACACUUGAUAUAUAUAAGGUCCUCAUAAGGAAGAGUGCAUCAUCCAGAGAACUGAUGAUUGUUGGAAGAGUUUUUGUUGCUUUCAUGGUUGCAAUAAGCAUUGCUUGGGUCCCAAUAAUAGUGGAAAUGCAAGGAGGUCAAAUGUAUCUAUAUAUACAAGAGGUAGCGGACUAUUUGACUCCUCCAGUGGCUGCUAUAUUCCUUUUAGGUGUAUUCUGGAGGCGUUUUAAUGAACAAGGGGCUUUCUUUGGUGGGAUGGUUGGAUUUGCUUUAGGAGCUGUACGACUGAUUCUGGCAUUUAUCUAUCGUGUCCCUGAAUGUAACCAGCCAGACACCAGACCAUACUUCAUCAAGAAUAUCCAUUACAUGUAUGUUGCUACUGGGCUGUUUUGGAUCACUGGAAUUGUGGCUAUAAUAGUCAGCUUUUUGACUCCACCACCUUCAACAGAACAAGUUCGUACAACUACAUUUUGGUCUAUAAAAAACAGAACUGUGAAAGAAAACACAUUAUCAGGCAGCCCAUAUCAAGCACAAGAGAAGAAUGUGUUAAAGUACGGUGUAACGGUAUCUUCAAAUGGGAAAUCUGAAGAAAAUGUUAAAAAUGACCAGCCUGAAAAUGUCAAUCUUCUAAUUACUUCCAGAGAUGACAGCAAUCCAGUGAUUUCUUUUAACUGUGAAGCUGAGACACCAGUUGAUCGUUACUCUAAUGGUCAGGCAGCUCUUAUGGGUAACAAGAAGAGUGAAGAGCAGACUGGGAGUAGUGACAAAGACUGGAAAUUUAUAGAUUGGUUUUGUGGCUUUAAAAGCAAAAAUGUGAACAAUAGAGCCAUCCAAGAUAAGACAGAAGAAGAGGCUAUUUGUCUACAAAUGCUGGAAGAGACUCCAAAAGUUAAAUUAUUACUUAAUGUUGGAUUAUUUUGCGUGUGUUUUCUUGGAAUAUUCAUGUUUGUUUAUUUUUCUUUGUGAACAGUUUUUUAAGAGUGUGGCCUGACAUUCACAAGACAGACAACAGGUCCUUGGAAAAAUAUAUAAUUAUGUGUGUUAUAUGUCUCAUAUGUCAUGCUUCCUUUGCAUUAUUGUUCUCAACCAGCUUGAAAAUCAUUACAAAUCCUAUAGAGUAGAGUUUUUAUUUCAGUGCAGAAUGGGAAUUUUAUUCAGUACCAAAAGUUGAAUUCAAUAUAUCAAAGUAGGAAAUUAGUGUAUUAAAUAAAAUAAUCACAAUCAUUUGCAAAUAAUCAAGGUGACAUAGUGUUAAUGUUGGUACUAACACUUCAAAUAUUGAUAAAUUACACAUAUACAGUUAUGAGUCAUCUUAAUAACAAUUUCAGAUUAUUUUCAUUUUACCCAGUACUUAAAACAUUGUUUUUGACUAUAUUCCCAACAAAUAUGUAGGAUUCAGACUGAAUUACCCAACUCUUGAUAAUUCGUGUCAUCUAAAAUUAUUAUGCGCCGCUGAGUACAAUAGUUUCCUUUCUCCAUUCACUAGAUGAAGUAAAUAUUUAUCAAUACUAGUAGUAAGUUUGAAAAAAAUAUUUCAAAUUAAGUAGAAAGAAUGGUCCAGUUCAGAUCUCCCUAGCUGAUACUCUGCAUAUUGAUUUAAGCCUCCAUUGCAAAUUAUGCUAUUUGGUGUUAUAGUUCAGAUUAUUUGGACAUAAAAAGGCAGUCUAAAUGGUAAGACAAAAAAACCCCUGAGGUAUUUUCAUCUAAAAAUACUUCUUGGGGAUGUUUGAACGUUUUCUUAAACUUGUAUUUAUACAUUAAAAUUGUAAGGUUACAGUGAUUCCUCCAAUCUCUUGCAGAGUGAAAAGAAAAAACAACCCCAAAAUCUCUAGCAUCCUUUUUGUGAAGCCACCCUUUGCGAAAUCUUUUUCACAGUGUGAAAAAAGCCACUGUAAAAUAAGCAGUUUUGCACAAAAGUAGGCUUUUUAAAAACUCCCCCUUUUCCAGGUUUGGACUUCAGUGUGCACCCCCCACUUUUCCAGCAACUUAAGAUGGGGGCUUAUGUUCUUCCUCUUCUCAGCCACCAUCAGCGUUCCCUGCAGUGUUCCAACCCCCUCGCAAUGCAUGAGUCCAACAAGCCCUGUUUUUUUUUUUUUUAUGUGCGUAGACUGAGAUAGUGGAGACAUCAUGUUUCAAUUUGGGCUCAGAUAACGGAAAGCCAGCUGUUCCAUGCAUGGAAGAAUCUCCUGUUCUGGGGCUGUAGUUGUAGCAAAGACAGAAGAAUGAAUCUUACUUGCUCCCUAUCCCGUGCCAAUGUUUAAUACCCAGUUUGAAAUGGCUGCGUGAGGAGUAAUAGAUGCACACUCCAUUACAGCACUGGCGUUCAUAGCAUCUAUAGGAUGACUUGAGAUGGCAGGGCCAAUGGAAGCAGGAACUGGCAGAUACAAAUGAACUUGCGACUUUUGGCAAGAAUCUUUAUCAUUCCAUAGUAUCAUUCAUAACUGGCUAGAGGGAAUUUGUCCUUUGUUUAGAAUUUGAGCUCAGCUCUGCAGUUUUGCAACAAAAUGCAUUCUUAUAUUUCAAAGUGGUAAAAUUGUGGCCCAUCAGAUGCUUUGUACUUCUCUUUCUCCCUGGCCUUUGGUCAUGCUAUCUGUAGCUGAUGGAAAUUCAGAUGUUCCCACAUUGGAGGACCAUAGGUUCUGACUUUAAUCAGGAUGCAGAACUAAAGUAUCUAAUGCAAAAAUACAUUUAUUUUCUUUUUUUUAUAUGUCCGUAUCUUAGAACAGAUUAAGAUUGCAAUAACUAUUAUAACAGUAUAUGAUAACAUAACCAAAAAUUGACUUGAGUCAUUGGCAAUAGCAUAUUGAGUCAUUUUGCUUUAGAAUUUUUCCCACGAGAUCGAUGAAAAAAAUGUCAUUUAUUACUGAAUAAUGACAUUGUGACAUUAAGUGACAUUUAUUACUGAAUGAUGGAAUUAAUAUGAAAAAUCUAGAAACAUUAAAUUGUGGUUUCAAUCUUGAUUAUGUGAUAUAAUUUUAAAAGUGGUAUAUUUUGUAAAUACUGUAGCAAGAUUAUGUUUUUGUUGGCUUCUACAUGAACUGAGCUUUGUGUACAGGACCAAAAAGCCUUUUCAAGGCAUGUGUAAUAAAUACUUCAUUGAUGCUAAAAAAAUGCUUUAGAACUUGGUAGUGCGAUAUUUUGGUGCCUCACUAACUCAAAUGCACAUUUUCCUGGGUGACAGCUGCUUUAAAAGCACAGAAGAAGGUACAGCUUCUUGAAAAAGAGGUAUUGACCCGUGUGGCAUGUGUGCUCAUGCUCUUUCCAAAGUUCCUUUUUCGCUUCAGAUCUGAAGUAGUGAACAAAUUUGUCUUCCGUGACUAGAGACACCAGAUGAUGCUAGUGAGGAAAUGUGGAUUACUGCUAAGUAAGGUAGCAUCACUCUUCUCAGUACAUUCAGUAUAUUGAGUGAGUUGCUAGUAUUGACAUGCAGAUUGGCUAGCUCAGGAAUAUAUUUCAUUCCCUCUUCCUCCCUCCCAAGGUAUUCCUCCCAAAAUACCUUGAAUAGCCUUACAGACACAUUAAAAUAGCAGUGUCCAGUACUCCCACUGUUUAAGUAACUUAUGUGCAGUAUUAUAAAUACACAUGGCAGAGUUAAUUCUGAAGAUAUUUGAAAUUGGCUCAUCACGUAAAAUGUUGGACAAUUAACCAAUAAGGGAAAUUUAGCCACAUUUUUUAAAUGUAUCGAUUAAUUCUGUUUGAGCAUUUCAGAAAUGUUCGUUUUUCUACUUUAUAUACUUUAGACUAUUACGUUGCAAUGCUGUUCGUAAGCUUAGUUUUUUUUGUUAAGAGCUUUUGUUCUUUGACAAAGUGGAGAUCCUGAAUAUUGCUUCUCUGCCUUUUGACUAAGAUCAAGUAUAGUACAGGCAGUCUUGACCAAUGAUCGUAAUUCAGCACAGUAUUACAGUCAUAAGUCGUGCUGAUCAUUAACCAGAUCAUCCUAUGACUGACCUGAUUUUACAACAUUUUCUGCAGCAGUCAUUAGGCGAAAUACAAUGGUCAUUAAGUAAAUCUGCCACUGUUAAGCAAAUGCUGUGGUUAUUAAAUGAACCCAUUGUCUACAAUAGGCAUUUUGCUGGAAACGAGAAGUAAACUUUUGGUUUCACAAUUGCGGUUGUGACCAUGGGGUGCUUCAAACAACCAUAAAUGCAUGGUUGUAAGUUGAGGACUAUCUGUAUCACAUCAACAUGUCAGAAACAGGAAAUGAGUCUAGAAUAGAUCAUGCCAUCUCUGGGAACAAUAGUUUCCAAAUCACUUCGGAAUAACAGAGAGCAAACAAACUAUUGGAAUAUGUGAAUGGAAUAUGCUACCAUGCUUAUUUAUUGAAAUUUCUAAACUUGAGUUAGGGAACCAUUUUGCAGACAUUUUUAAAAAAUUGUUGUAUGGGACAGGUGGAGGCUGCAAUCAUCAAAUGGGUAAAGCCAAUUUUUCCAUUCUAAAAAAUAUUUUUGGGGGGUUACAGUGCAAUACCUUUCCCCCUCCCUUCCACCCUUAAAAUCAGUUCUACUACUUAGCUUCUGCAAUGAUAGCAGAACAGGAUUUUGUUGUUGUUUAGCUUCAGUUAGAUUGUUGUGAGCAAUCAGGCCAUAGUUUAAUACUUUGUUAAUUAGGGUUGAUUGAAGUAGACUGCAGUCCUUCAUUUUUCUACUUAACGUAGAAAUAUGCUUUCCUCUGAAGCAUCCUCUUUUUGUUUGUGAGGGUUUGCUUGUGGGGGUUUGCUAUUGAGUGUGAUAAUUUGGAACACUUAUCGGUUAUCAUGGUCUAAGAUGGGUUGUCUAUACUGGGCUGCGUAAUGUUCUGGAAUAUGACAACCUUGUUUUUGUUAUUUGUAGUAGAGGAAGAUCUAAGUGUUACUUCUAGUUUGAUUCUUGUAUAAGUAUAAGAAUCAUAUUUUAACUGAACUUUCUAUAUUCCUUUAUUCUUACUACUGAACAUUUCUUUUAUAUAAUUCUGCUGUUUCCUUCAAAUUAAGAAAGUAAAUGUGUAAUAGCUUGUUAUAGUGCCUUUUAGUAGCAAAAUAUAACCUUGUCAGGUUGCCACAUCUCAUCUGUGAUGAAAACAUUUAUUUUUUUGCUGACUUCACAUUUCUAUCUAUCCCAUAAAGGAGCACAUAUAUUUUUCUAAGUAGAACUGUAACUCUAGUCUUGAAGACUAAUUAAAUAGUAAAUCAUAGUUUACAUUCAUUGUUAAUGGCCAUUCAGUAUUUAUUUUUACAUUAAUAGAAGGCAUAUUAUAUACAACACUUAAUCUCUUAAAAAUUAUGUUUUAUAUAUCUCUAGAUCAUGUUGUGCUAUAUAGCCCUUUUGUAUGUAACUAUAUGUAAAAAAAAUUAAGGGCAAUUACUCCCAAAUAAAAUCACAUCAGUCAGCCUCUUACAGCUUCACUGUAACAAGUAAUAGCAGGCUCUGUUAUUUUUGCAAAAUUAAAGAAGGGUAGCAUUUUAAUAAAGAUGAAUAAUCCUAAACUUCUAAUAUCACUGCAAAGUCAGUUCUGAUAAAUGUCACUGAGUAGGAUUCUUGUACAUUCCAUGAGUAACAGUUGAUCUUCUGAUUAGCAGUGUAGACUCUGGCUAAUAAUGAUCCUUCUAUUUACAGUUUAGUGUACAAUUUCUAGUGGUACCUAAACAAAAAUUCAAAUUUCCCAUAGAUCAGCUUUACUUCUUAAUACCUAAGCAAUUGUCCAGUGUGUGUAAUAGUUUAGAUUUGCCUUCCUCAGUCACAGUUCUGCUUGUCUAAUGCUGGAAUUCCGGGAACUGUUGUCUAGGACAUCUGGAGAAUUCUAGUUUAGUCUAUAUGCAGGAAUAUACAAACAUUCCCCUAAUGGAUCCAGAGAGGUGCAUGGGUAUUUUUUUCCCUCUGAAUCUUUGUGAUGUAGUAUUGUCUUGUAUAUUAUCAUAGCAGUUGAUCAAGAAUACCUUUUUAGAAAUAUAAUGGGCUUUUAAUUUGUAUAUUUAAAUAGAAACUUUAUCUGUACGAGGGCUUUAUUUUUGUACUAUAUUCAGGGAAAUCACAGCUUCUAUUCUGGAAAAUAUUUUAUUCUCUAUUUUGCCAAAGUCAUCCUUCCAUCCCAUUUUGCUGCUUUGCUAUACAGGUAAUCCUCAAGUUAUGAAUGUAAUAGAGCCUGCCAAUUACAUUCAUAACCCGAGGAAUUCAUUAAUGGUAUCACGUAAAAUGAACGUGAUCCCUCCCUGAUUUACCCAAUGCAUUCGCUAAUCGAAUGCUCAGGUCAUUAAGUGCGCAUGAGGUUUCUCAGGGUGGGAAAGACCAUGGGUGGCUGCUUUCGACCACCCAAGGCCUCCUCCGACCCACUGAAAUAUCUCAUGCUCCCCCCCCCCAUCCUGCCUGACCGGGUCUCCAAAGGCACUGGGCCUGUGGAGACUCAUUUACCUUUUGAAGAUCUCAAUGAUCAAGCGAGUUGUCUCCUCCCCAGUCUCUCUGCCCCUGCUUGUUUCGGCAAGGAAAUGGCAAAUGGACAGAAGGCCUAAAGCACCGAAGCCUCCUGUCUGUUUGCAAAGCCUUUUGGUACGGAUCUCGUUCAGACCUCCAUUUGCAGAGAAUGAAGGCCUGAAGUAGCGCGAGAUUAUGCCCUACUGAUCUCGCUUUACUUCAGGCCUCCAUUCUCUGCAAAUGCACAGAAGCAGGCAAUGAAACCGCAGCAUAGAGGCUGGAGAGGAGACUGCUCGCUACAUCUUUGCAAGGUAAGUGAAUCUCCACAGGCUCAGUGCCUAUGGAGAUCUAGCGGGGGUGGGGAAUAGGCAAAGCAAAUGUUGCAGUGCCUCUGCUAUCGUUUGUAAGGUUGACUGACUGCCGUGGUGCUGCAAUAUUCGUAAGUUCGGGACUGUAUAAGCACUUGGGGGGUGAUGUCAUAACUUUGAACUGUUGUAACUCAAGGGUUACCUGUACAAAUAUAAAAGAAGAUAGCAAGCUGACUGUUUCACUUUUUUUCUACUGUUUUAGCCUGGUAUUAGAAAUAAUUUUUAGUGUAUAAUAUUUUCCUAAAUGGAAAAAAGGUUGUGGAUUGUAGGCUGUCAAGUUCUGAUAAGGAUACUUCAGAAAACAAUGACUUAGUGUAAUACCUUUAUUUUAAAUUCUUAACCUAAGGUAAUUGUAGGAGUUGUCUACGAGAUCCCUCCAAAAAAACUGUAUACUGAAUUCAUAAAUUUAGUUUAAGGAAAACUUUAAAUUAUGUAUUUGAAAUUAGGAUCUUAAUUGUUCGGUAUACUGUGUAUUCUGUGCCCUUAAUGCUUUGAAAAUAAAACUAGUGUUAUUACAUGUGAUGUUAUGAAUUAAAGGUGAGUAAAGUACUUAAAAACUUUUUCAAGAGAAAUUGUGUAUAAUUCAGUGUUUUAAAUGUAUUUUUGUUAGCUUUAGAAUAGUUUAAAUAUAAGUACAUAUAAGAGUUUUUAUUUCACUGAGGUCUUUUAACCUUGAUUACAAAAUAGCACAGGCAUAUAGGUAUACCCCCCCUCCCCCCACAUAACCAUUUCUGGGAAUGUUUUGUUCUUAAAAAAACUUCAUUUUUCUUCUGAUUUUGUGUAAAAUAGUGCUAUAAUGACUCUACUUUUCAGUAAGAUUCUUCAUGGGCAAAGUCAAGUACUGAGCAAUGAUGGCAGUGACAUAUGAUAAUAUAUGUGUCUAUGAACACAAUGCUUUUAAAUGAGGUGGAUAUAAAAAUAGUUGCUGUGCAAAAAAAAAACCCUAGUAGUCUUCUUCAAGAAGAAAGCAGAUUCUUUUAUUAAGUAAAUACCUUUUUCUUCAUCCUUUUAAGUUUUAAAUACAGUGUUUGUGUGAUACUAAUUUUUCUUUCCCUUUGGAUAUAUAGGUAUACUUUUUUAAAAACUAUGUUUGGUAUCUUUUGUUUUUGUUGUUUUUGUUUUGUUUUUGUAUUUUCUAGAAAUGUGUGUAAAUUAGUAAGAGCAAAAAAAUAAAAUGGUAAUGUGCAACAUGUCAAGUCUUAAACUUUAGGGGGAAAAUGGACAACUAAGCAUAAAAUGUAUAAACUUACUUUCAGAUGUCUUAAAUAAAAAUUCUUAAAUGUCCAUGAUCUGUCGAUAAAGGGCAUAUUAUUCAAUGAAAUAAAAUUAUUACAGUAGGAAUAUAGAUUUAGAAGUGUUAAGAAAAUGAAUAUUGAUGGAACAUUGCUACGAUCUUUACCACAGUUUGUCAUGGAAUGAAUGGCUUUUAAGCAUAGAAUAUUGUCAAUAUGAUAUUGAAGAAAACUGUUUUGGAGAACUCAGUUCUCAUUGCUAGUUGUGUGUUUAUUGCUUAUUGUAUACUGUAUCUGUAUUUUUUGCCUCCUGAAUUAGUCUUCAACAUGAAACUCUUAUUAGAGUAUUUGUAUAAUUAAAACUGUAUUUCUUGCAGUUUACAUUUUUUUGAAUAUAGAAUUUUGUCCUGUCCAAGUUGCUGUAUGGAAAAUGUACAAAGUUUAAAUAAAAAGUACAAAAAUAGAAGUAUUUCUGAAAUGAUCUUAAAAGUUUAUGAAAUAAACUUAAGUGAAUAUUCUUGA
Crotalus tigris (Tiger rattlesnake) is the source of this 10111-nucleotide messenger RNA. It is a transcript of the gene SLC5A3, whose product is annotated as solute carrier family 5 member 3. Gene Ontology annotation, biological process: myo-inositol transport; transmembrane transport; inositol metabolic process. Gene Ontology annotation, molecular function: D-glucose:sodium symporter activity. Gene Ontology annotation, cellular component: plasma membrane. The transcript is spliced from 2 exons. The record is from RefSeq and is a predicted model, not a curated record. Lineage: Eukaryota; Metazoa; Chordata; Lepidosauria; Squamata; Viperidae. Bases 437 to 2572 code for a protein of 711 amino acids.